This is a messenger RNA of Dibothriocephalus latus, 393 nucleotides long. Lineage: Eukaryota; Metazoa; Platyhelminthes; Cestoda; Diphyllobothriidea; Diphyllobothriidae. The record is from the annotation of a GenBank genome assembly.
AUGAGUUCUCUGUUUGACAAGGGACACCUCCUGCCCGCGCGCAGCGUCGACUCCGGUAAUACGAGCACCACCACAUACGGAAGCGCGGCGAAUGCUCAGAAUUAUCUUGCUGUUUUCACCUCUACUAUUGCCGACGGCAUACCCUUAGUGGCCAUCCUACUCUCCAUUUACUUUGUCGGUAAUGUCGUUCUGCCUAUAUCAUCGGAUCAACUGGCCAGAACAGGAAAGACCAGUAGUCGGUCGGGCAUUCACGUAGUAAGAUUAGACUUGUGCUGCAUCUACCAUAAUCCUACUCCUACUCUGUCGCCCGAUUCCGGUGUCAUGGCCAAGUCAAGAAACCCGGGGACGGAAAAGGAUGAGGGUAGUUCCGAGCAUCAACCGACUGAAAAGUAA